AUGCGGACGUCGUCGUCGUUCGGUGCGCCGUCCCGGUCGGCGGCGUCUCGCUUCGUGCGUGCAUCGUCGCGUCGCUCGAUCGUCGCGCGCUCGUUCGACGCGAAAGCGCCCGCACCACCGUCGACGCGUCGCGCCUUCACCUUUGUCAGACACGGCCAAAGCACGUGGAACGAGGAAGGACGGAUUCAGGGGAGUUCGAAUUUUUCCGUGUUGACGGCGAAAGGUCAAGCGCAGGCGAACUUGACGAAAGACGUGAUCGCGUUGGAUAAAUUUGACGUGUGCUUGCGAUCACCUCUGGCGCGGGCGCGAGAAACGGCGGAAAUCGCGUGGGGGACGCGCUCGGGGACGGCGUUCGUGGACGUCGACGACUUGAGAGAGAUUGAUUUAUACGCGUUUGAGGGGCUGUUGAAGGAAGAUGGGAUGGAGAGAUACGGUCAGAGCUAUGCGAAUUGGAAAAAGAAUCCGAGCGAGUUUGAAAUCGACGGACAUUACCCCGUGCGAGAGCUGUGGGAUCGAGCGACGCGGGUGUGGAACGAGGCGUUGCUCGCGAGACGCGAAACGAAAAUUCUCGUCGUCGCGCACAACGCGGUAAAUCAAGCGCUGAUUGGCAGCGCGCUCGGGCUCGGACCGGAAUAUUUUAGACGCAUCGUGCAAAGUAAU
This is a messenger RNA of Ostreococcus lucimarinus CCE9901, 660 nucleotides long. RefSeq lists its product with no specific name. The annotation marks the transcript as partial. Gene Ontology annotation, molecular function: phosphatase activity. The transcript has a single exon. NCBI's taxonomy places the organism in Eukaryota, Viridiplantae, Chlorophyta, Mamiellophyceae, Mamiellales, Bathycoccaceae. The record is from RefSeq and is a predicted model, not a curated record.